AUGACAAGCGGCACCAUGUUUUCCCUACACUCACUACUCAUUCUACUUUCGUUUUCCGCAACGAAAGUACUGUCAUGCUCUCGUGUGACUUAUCAUGCGGGAGUCGACGAUCGGAUCACCGCCGGCAGGUCUAUGGACUUCGUGGCAUCGACAAAUUCUAGCAUGUACAUCUUUCCGGCUGGCUUACAACGCAACGGGUCCAUUGGGGAGAACUCUAAGUCGUGGACUUCUAAAUAUGGUUCCAUGGUGACGACCAUGUACGACAUGGUCAGCAUUGACGGGAUGAACUCGGAAGGUUUGACUGGGAGUCUUCUGUACCUGGGCAAUAGCGACUAUGGCGCUCGCAACACUUCACGACCCGGACUCCCCAUCGGAUUUUGGCUGCAAUACUUCCUGGAUUUAUAUCCCAAUGUGGCAGCAGCUGCGGAAGCCUUACAAAAAGAAAACCUACAAGUCGUUACCAAGGCUCUAGUCCCUGGGGUUUCAUCAACAGCUCACCUCGCGCUUUCAGACAAGUCCGGUGAUAACAUGAUAGUCGAAUACCUUGAUGGAAAGAUGGUCAUUCACCACGGACAACAGUACCCAGUCAUGACUAAUGAUCCGUCAUUUGAUGAUCAAUUGACGUUGAAUACGUACUGGGGCCCUAUAUCGAACGUAUCUCUACCAGGAACGGGUUCCCCUGCCGGUGAGUUUUGGCUAGCUUACGCUCAGAAAUCACCCGAAAUAGUCGAAAGACAUGCUAAUGACUAUCUGAUCAUAGAUCGUUUCGUUCGACUAUCAUACUAUAACUCCUUGGCGCCCGAGUCAAAGGAUCUCAUGACUUCAGUUGCAACCACUGCGGCUAUGAUACGGGCCGUCAGUGUUCCGUUUGUCCCUGAAAGCCAAAUCAACACGGGACUCGACAUCUGGCCAACAUUGUGGAGAGUCUACCAGGAUUCCAAAGACAUGGUUUACUUCUAUGAGAGUUCCAUGGUACCAAUUUCCAUUUACAUGAAAUUUUCGGACUAUGACCUCUCGUCCAGUGGCAAGAUCAUGCGAUUGGGAUUGGCAGAGGAGUCGUGGGAAGAUCUGUAUGGUGACAUGAACGGAAAAUUCACAAAUGCCACUGCAUUCAUUCCUUUAGGAGCAGGGGGCUGA
Molecule: messenger RNA, 1137 nt
Organism: Exophiala bonariae
Lineage: Eukaryota; Fungi; Ascomycota; Eurotiomycetes; Chaetothyriales; Herpotrichiellaceae
Exons: 1
Coding region: 1-1137 (378 amino acids)
Source: RefSeq, a predicted model, not a curated record